AUGCGAAUAACUUCACGUGUUCUGUCGUCGGCCGCCGCGAUAGCAAUAACAUGUGUUGUAUCAGCUGCUGCAUAUUUUUACAAAAGCCGUAAAGCAGAGGUUAAUGAAGUUAUGGUAUUUUGUAAACUACAGUUUAAUGCAUACAAUUACUUUGAUAAACUGAUAAGCUUCAUUGAAUCUGCAAAGAAAAGUGUUAACGUCUGCAUGCCCGGUAUCCACAACCCAGUCAUUCAGGGGCGCCUGGUUACACUGCUAAAGGAGAAAAACAUCAAAGUUCGAAUGAUUAUAGACCGCACAGGAUAUAACGAAUCGACAGAUUUUUUUAUCCGAGAGCUUAUCGAAUGUGGUGCUGAAGUAAGAUGUAAUGCUACUGACCCAGCAUAUACAAUGCAACACAAAUUUUGCUUAGUUGAUGAUAGAAUUCUUAUGACAGGAACUCUGAAUUGGGGUAACGACCGUUCCUUUGACAAUUGGAACUAUGUGUACAUAACAACUAAAUCACAACUUGUAGUACCUGUCAAAAAAGAAUUUUAUCAAAUGUGGGAAAGAACUAGUGAUAUUGAAAAUCUUUACGAAACAGAAACAGGCGAUAAUGAAAUUGAAAUGCCAGAAUCUGGUGAUUCUGAAAUUGGACUGCCAGGAUCCGGCAAUCAUGAUAUUAAAAUGCCAGUAUACGAUGAUAGUGUUAUUGAAAUACCAGCUUAUACCCAAGCUGAUAGUAACAUAGAUAGCCAAAGUAUACCCCAGAUUGUUCUGGAUACAAAGGCAUUAGAACAGCCAUCACCACAAGAAUUAGUAGCAUUUGAGAAUAUGGUACAUUAA
Molecule: messenger RNA, 822 nt
Organism: Pieris macdunnoughi
Lineage: Eukaryota; Metazoa; Arthropoda; Insecta; Lepidoptera; Pieridae
Source: the annotation of a GenBank genome assembly